This is a messenger RNA of Rhea pennata, 5477 nucleotides long. It is a transcript of the gene PHLDB1, whose product is annotated as pleckstrin homology like domain family B member 1. Gene Ontology annotation, cellular component: basal cortex. Gene Ontology annotation, biological process: regulation of microtubule cytoskeleton organization. Bases 249 to 4427 code for a protein of 1392 amino acids. Lineage: Eukaryota; Metazoa; Chordata; Aves; Rheiformes; Rheidae. The record is from RefSeq and is a predicted model, not a curated record. Gene Ontology annotation, molecular function: protein binding. The transcript has 27 exons.
GCUCCCAGCGCCGGGGUGGGUCGGGGCCGGGCGGGGCGCCGCCGCCGGGAGCCGCCGCGGGGAGCGCAGCGCAGCGCAGCAGCGGAGGGUGAGAAGAAAGGCAGCCUUGUCCGGCACGGAGGUGGGGCACUGCCGGGGCCGCACAGCAUUCCUGCUGCCGAGGGGCCGCGCGGGGCCCUACGCUGGGGUGAGUGCGACUGCCACGGGGCAGCAGCCGCCACUGCUAGAGAGCACCAGGCGUGGGCACCAUGGAGGCAUCGAGCCGCGGCACCGCCAGCCUGGCCCGCGGGGUCCAGACCAUCAUCCAGAACAGCCCGCUGGACCUCAUCGACACAGGAAAGGGGCUGAAGGUGCAGACGGAGAAGCCACACUUGGUGAGUCUGGGCAGCGGACGCCUCAGCACGGCCAUCACGCUCCUGCCGCUGGAGGAAGGGAGGACCACGAUCGGCUCAGCGGCGAGGGACAUCAUUCUGCAGGGCCCCGGGCUGGCGCCCGAGCACUGCUACAUCGAGAACACGUGCGGCACGCUCACCCUGCACCCCUGCGGCAACACCUGCGCCAUCGACGGUGUGCCGGUGCAGCGGCCCACGCGCCUCACCCAAGGAUGCAUGAUCUGCCUGGGCCAGGCCACCUUCCUGCGCUUCAACCACCCUGCUGAAGCCAAGUGGAUGAAGAGCAUGAUCCCUGCCGGCGGCAGGGGCCCUGCAGCCCUCUGCGGACUUGCGGCAAAGCCUGAGGCCCUGCUGAACGGCGCCCGGCAGCUGCCUUCGGCAGAGCCGCCGCAGCACCCGCGGCCCAGCCACAGCUCUCUCGUCAGCUCCAUUGAGAAGGACCUGCAGGACAUCAUGGACUCGCUGGCUGCCGAAGAGCCACCGACGCCCAGCUGCGCCGUGCCCAACGGCGGCGGGCGCUGCCUCCUUGUGCCACCGCUGAGCCCUGGGGCUGCCGCUGCAGGCUGCGGCUACGCCGGCGCCUCGCCACCCUCCUCCCCGCUGCCCUCGCCCGCCAGCGCCGGCAGCUGCACCAGCCCCUCGCCCGCCAGCCGGCAGCCGCCCGCCGUGCCGGCACGCUCCUCCAGCUUCGGCCACACCAUGCAGAUGCCGCCCAACGCCGGCAGCCGCCUGCCGGCCGCCCGCCAGCCCCCCGAGAGCCCGCGGGCGGGCCGCCGGGGCGCAGAGAGCAUGCGCCGCCUGCCGCCCCUCAGCCCCUGCCCCGCGCGCCGGGCCCCGGAACUGCCGCUGCGGCCUGGCCGCGACGUCCCCGAGAGCCCCCGCGCCCGGCGCCACGGCCGUAAUGAGCCGGCGGGCAGGAGCGCGCGAGCCGGCAGCCCCGCGGCCGAGCCGACCCCGGCGCGUCGCCCCGACGCCGCCCCGAGCCCCGUGUGCAGCCUGGGCUCGCUGGCCGUGCCCUCGCCCCGGCAGAGCCCCCACGCCCAGCGCAAGCUCUCGGGGGAGCUGUGGCCACCGUCCGGCCCGCGGGAGCGCAAGAACAGCAUCACCGAGAUCAGCGACAACGAGGACGAGCUCCUGGAGUACCACCGGCGCCAGCGCCAGGAGCGGAUGCGCGAGCAGGAGAUGGAGCGCCUGGAGCGGCAGCGCCUGGAGACCAUCCUCAGCCUGUGUGCCGAGUACAGCAGGACGGACGGCGAGCCAGGCGAGGCGCCGCGCGUGCUCUGCGCCGGCGAGGCCGAGGCCGCCGCCGGGCAGCGGGCGCCCAGCGGCACGGCCACCACGGGGCUGGGGCAGGCCGCGGAGCAGCUGGGGGCCCUGCGGCACGGGGAGAGCCUGGAGCGCUCGGACGAGGAGAACCUCAAGGAGGAGUGCAGCAGCACGGAGAGCACCCACCACGAGCACGAGGAGCUGGCAGGCCCCUGGGCCGCGGAGGCGCGCCGUCUGGAGGAGGAGCGAGCCUGCGUGCUCGGCCGCCUGGACCAGCUCAAGGGCCGCGUCAAGGAGCUGGAGCAGCAGCUGCAGGAGACGUCGCGAGAGGCGGAGAUGGAGCGGGCACUGCUGCAGGGCGAGCGGGAGUCGGAAGUGGUGCGGUUGCAGCAGGAGCAGGAGCUUGUGCAGCAGCUGCAGGAGCGGCUCUCGCACCUGGACUGCAGCACGCGGAAGGAACGCGACAAGGAAAGGGCAAAGCUUGAUGCAGAAAGGAAGGAGCUAGCAAAACUGCAGGCACUUUACAAUGAGUCGAAGAGCCAGCUUGAUAACUGCCCUGAGUCAAUGCGGGAGCAGUUGCAGGACCAGAUGAGAAGGGAAGCUGAAGCCCUGGAGACUGAGGUAAAGCUGUUUGAAGACCUGGAGUUUCAGCAGCUGGAGAAGGAGAGCCGGCUGGAGGAGGAGCGCGAGACAUGGGGUCAGCAGCUGCUGCAGAGUGCGGCUGAGCACCACCGCAGCAUCGCCAGGAGGAAGGAGCGGGUGGCCGCGCUGGAUGCCCAGGCCGCCCAGGUGCAGCUGCAGAGCGCACAGGAUGCCGAGCGCCUGGCCAGGGAGAGGAGCGGCACGCUGCAGCUGCUGCAGAAGGAGAAGGAAAAGCUCGCGUCUUUGGAGAGACGGUACCACCUCGUCACGGGUGGCAGGAGCUUCCCCAAAACAUCCUCAGCUCUCAAAGAGGAGACACUUCAUAUCUCAGAGCCCUUUGAGCUGCUGGAGGGAGCUAAGCCCCUGAGCCCCCUGCCAGGAGCAGCCUCCUUAGCUUCUCCUCCCUCCGCCCGCUCCUACCCCAAGGCGCAAGAGGAGUACAUGAGGCUGUCUGACGUUUUCAGGUUCUACCGCAGUGUGCACGGCCCCAGCCCGGACACUAAAGCUUCUGCUGCUGCCCCUGCUGCUGCUCCACGCUCUUUCUUGCUUGCUGUACCUCCCGCAGCCGACGAGUACGUGACCAUCGAGCAGCUCUCGGGGAUGCUGGGCAGCGCCCGUGCCCCUGCUGCUUCCCCACCGGGCUGCGCCCCUCUGGCUCCUCCGUCCUCGGACUGUGUUUCUCCUCCUGUGCUGCCUCUCUCUCCUCCCUCCAUCUCUGCAGAGAUGGAGAAGCAGCUUCAGGGGGGCCCAGUGUGGCUCCCAGCCCUUGAUUUAGAGAAGUGGUACCAGGAGGUCAUGGCUGGCUUUGAAGCCUCCUCCCCUGUCUCUCCUCCUUCUUCCCCUCCUCCACUGCCUGCUAAAGCUCAUUCCUCUCCACAGCCUCUCCAGGUCUAUCGUGCCAAAAUGGAGAGCGACGCGGGCACCGUUGCCCCUCGGAUGAAGAGCGGCACCCCCUCGUCCUCGCAGCUCAACAUCUCGGUGCUGGGGCGCAGCCCCUCGCCCAAGGGCCCGCGGCACGUCCCGAGCAGCGCGGGCAGCCUGCCACGCAACCUGGCAGCCACACUGCAGGACAUCGAGACCAAGCGCCAGCUGGCCCUGCAGCAGAAGGCCAGCCUGCUCUCAGCAGAGUCCUUGCAGCCAGGCGAAGUAUCAGGUCAGCAGGUGAUCGAAGAGCAGAAGCGGCGCCUGGCGGAGCUGAAGCAGAAAGCGGCAGCCGAGGCGCAGUCUCAGUGGGAAGCCCUGCAUGGGCAGCCUCCCUUUCCCCCCUCCUACCCUCCACUCAUGCAUCACUCCAUUCUCCAUCACCACUACUCACAUGGCAUUGGGUCCCGGGCCGAGGACUUGGACCACGCGUAUGACACUCUCAGCCUGGAGAGCUCGGACAGCAUGGAGACCAGCAUCUCCACAGGCAACUCGGCAUGCUCGCCCGAUAACAUGCCCAGCGUGAGCGGCAUGGAGGCAGGAAAGAUCGAGGAGAUGGAGAAGAUGCUAAAGGAGGCACACGCAGAGAAGUCGCGGCUGAUGCAGUCCCGGGAGCGAGAGAUGGAGCUGCGGCGACAGGCGCUGGAGGACGAGCGCCGGCGCCGGGAGCAGCUGGAGCGGAGACUGCAGGAUGAGACAGCAUGUCGGCAGAAGCUGGUGGAGAAGGAGGUCAAGAUGCGGGAGAAGCACUUCUCACAGGCUCGGCCCCUGACGCGGUACCUUCCGAUCCGUAAAGAGGAUUUUGACCUGCGGAUGCACAUCGAGUCCUCAGGCCACAGUGUGGACACCUGCUACCAUGUCAUCCUGACAGAGAAGAUGUGCAAGGGGUACCUGGUCAAGAUGGGGGGCAAGAUCAAAUCUUGGAAGAAGCGCUGGUUUGUCUUCGACCGCAUGAAGCGUACAGUCUCCUACUACGUGGACAAACAUGAGACGAAGCUCAAGGGCGUCAUCUAUUUCCAAGCCAUCGAGGAGGUUUACUACGACCACCUCCGCAGUGCUGCUAAGAGCCCCAACCCUGCUCUCACCUUCUGCGUCAAGACCCACGACCGCCUCUACUACGUGGUGGCACCGUCAGCUGAAGCUAUGCGUAUCUGGAUGGAUGUCAUCGUCACGGGGGCAGAGGGGUACACCCAGUUCAUGAACUGAGGGACGGCAGGAGGGGCUACCGCGGGCUACCCCCAGCCUGCCCUGCCUUCCCCGGCACCACCGGCCGCGGCUCCUCGUGGGCCCUCUGCCCGUGCCCUGGGACGCUCAGCCAGCUGCCGCUCAGUCGCCAUUGCAGCGUGCUGCUGCCGCGCCGGGCUCUGCUCUGUGCUCAGGCACCCGCAGCGAACGCCUUUCCCUGCUGCGCGAGCCCCAGUCACUCCACAUGGGCACUGCCACAGGCCCUUUCCAGCACCCCAGCAUCUGCAGGCUUUAAGGAUUCUUCUAUAAGUACCACACGCCGAUAUGACACAACCCGUCUUCUGAUGUGGCAGCGGUUCCUUCGCUGCGUGCAUGGCGCAGGCCCACUGCCCCAGUCCUUGCUGAAGGGCAGGGCAUGCAGCGGUGCAGCCACACACCCAUCCAGGAGAACUUUACAUGAUUUUAAAGGACAAACAGAAACUUGUUGGAAAUGUAUCACAGCGCUGAAAUGUACACAGCGCAAAAGCUGCCAAAGACCUGACUCUUCUGGUGCCUGGGGGUACUGCUGCUGGGCAAUGCUGGAUUUCAGACCUGCACUGCUGAACUGCUGCCAUGUUUAUGUGAUGAGAGGUGGUACGGCCUUCGGCACCACUGGCUCGCCCGCCCACAGUCACCCCCAGCCCCAGGUCCUUCGGCCUGCUCCCCUGGCACUGGCACACGGGGCCGUUCCUCCAGGUGGGGCCGUGCCACUGGCGGGGGGCCAGACCAGGAGCUGCUGCACAAGGGUGUGCGUGGGCAUGGUGUAGGGCCACAGCAGGCAGCUGGAGUGCCUUGGCACCAGCCGUGUAACAGGGCCCUUCCUGCCCCACAGGGCCAGUUUCGAAGAGGGCAAAUGUCUCUUCAGGGGAAGGGACUGUUUGGACCCCCACCUUGCUUCAGUAGCCUCAACCCCCUCUUUGCAAAUCUUUUCUAACCUAUGUACGUGACUCCCUCCCGCUGCACCGGGCCUGCCCCGGGUGGUUGCGGCACAGGGGUGGGCUGCAGCCCCAUAAAGUGUUUCCUAAGAGCGUC